ACCUACAGACAAAUCUACUUCCUUAAUUUUCUUCCCACAUUGCAACAUAAUCCUCCCGUGAUCACAACCGACCCACCUUUGCUUUCGAUAUGUAGCGUGACUCAUAAAGAGCUAGUCGAUGUCAAUUGUCCUGUCACCUUAUGCCUUUCUCUAAGGCGCAGUUGCUGGUGCGACACUCCUUCCAUGUUGCUAUGGCCCUUCCCACUACUUGUGAUGCACGGAAACAAGCCAGAUGCAUGCAGGCAAAGUAAGGUAGGUUGUCGCCUUUUCAGUUUGUAGGAUAGCCAAUCGCUCAUGCCGAGCGGUAUGGUACGGUGCCAGCUUCUUUAGUUUGUAAGAUAGUUAAUCGCUCAUGCCGAGCGGUGGGGUAGGCUGCCGACCGGAGCUGGUGAAAUCUAAGCCUAAACUUGUUGAAAAUGCGUCGAUGAAGAAAGAGGGUCAAUCGUGGUCGAAAGCUUACACAACUGUUUUUUGUUCAAUGAAGUUUUCUUGCAUAUGUUCUUGGGCAUGCGUCUUUUCUCUUUCUUUCUCGUGAUUUUCAUGAUUUCGUGUUGUAAUUUGACAUUUGUUUAAUGGUAUGCGAAAUUUCUCUAAAAAGAACUGUUUUUGUUUUGUUUUGUUUUGUUUUGGAAUCGCAUGCUCUUCUAGUUGCACAUGAGUUGGAAGUUGUUGGUUCUUGUUGGGCUGGCAACUCCAAUGCUAGUGGGAUCGGUUGGAAGUUAAUUAAAUUAUGUCGAAGCGACAGUUACUGCUCUGUUUUGUAAUGUCUUCUUCGUCAGUAUGACCAGUACUGGAGUAGACUUGUAGGAGAAGGGAGAGUACCCACACACCCCAUGAACAGAAAAUACGAAAAAAAAUAGGAAAAACAUCCAAAAUUCUGGAAUUUUGUGGCAUGAAACAUGAUAGCAAAAUUUCAUCGACAAAUAACAUCCACUCACACAAAAUAAAACAAUCAGUCCUCAAAGUUUUGUGCAAUGGUUUUAUUUUGUUGUUGAGAGCUUCUCAAAUGUUAUUUGUGGACGAAAUUUUACAAAAACCUAAAACAUUUUAUCAUGUUUUUAUGCCACAAAGUCUCAGAAUUUUUGCAUGUUUCUUUUAAUUUACUGUUUAUCCGGGUGUAGUACACCCCGGAGUUGCCACACCUUUCCAGGUGUACCCACACACCCCAUUAACAGUAUAUUCGAAAAAAAAAUCCAAAAAUUCUGAAAGGGUGGCACAUCUCACUGUGGCCCUGGAAAGGAAUGCACGUGUCGGACGGGAACGAGACUAACCAAUGAAAGGAAAUUAAUUAAGGCAAUCAGCUGAUCAUACAUUCAUAUCUGUGAGCUCGAAGCGCGCGCGGCGCCUGUCGAUCGAUCCAUCGCCACACCGCACUGCUAGAGUUCGGCGCCUUAUCACGACCAGAAUCACUGCAUUUCAAGAAAUGCGGGCGCCGUUCUGCCUCGUCGUCGUCGUCGGUGUGCUCCUGCUGCUCCGGUGGCCAGCGUCGAGCCUCGCUUCGGUGCAGGUGGCCCGGACCAUCACCGUGGACCAGCUCGGAGGAGGGGACUACACGACGGUGCAGUCGGCGGUGGACGCCGUGCCGGACGGCAACAGCCAGUGGGUCAAGAUCUAUGUCAAGCAUGGGAGCUACAGAGAGAAGGUGAUAAUCCCAAGUGAAAAGGGCUUCAUCUUGCUCGAAGGUGACGGCUCCUCGUCAACGGACAUCAACUUCGACUCGCACGUUGACGGCGUCGACGCGCCCGGCAUCACCCCUAUCACGGGCCGCCUGCGCGGCAACCUCGCGGAAAUCUCGCCGACGUACAACAGCUCCACCUUCAUAGUCCAUUCCGACAACUUCGUCGCCCGCAACAUCGCCUUCAAGAACACGUACACCGGCAACAAGCCCGCGGUUGCGUUCCUCAUGGACGGCGACAAGGGCGCGUUCUACGACUGCGCCUUCCACGGGUACCAGGACACGCUCUCCGACCUCGCCGGCCGGCACUACUUCCGCCACUGCCUCGUCGAGGGCGCCGUGGACUUCAUCUUCGGCUACGGGAAGUCCAUCUACGAGGACUGCACUCUCCAGUCGAACAUGGCGGCGUCGUCCCAGCAGCCCGGGUGGGUGACGGCGCACGGCAGGGCCGCCGACAAGAGCGCCGCGUUCGUGUUCAAGGGCGGUUCGAUCACGGGCUCCGGGCAGCAGUACCUCGGCCGCGCGUGGAACGAGCAGGCCACCGUGGUGUUCUACCAGGUGAACAUGGCCGGCAUCGUCGUCCCGCAGGGGUGGGACAAGUGGACCCCCAGCCAAGAUGUGUCACAAGUGACGUUUGCGGAGGUCGGAUGCAGUGGCCCGGGUUCCGGCACCAGCGGAAGAGUGCCAUGGGAGAAGCACAUGAACAAUGCAGAUGUGCAGAGAUUCGUGGACAUCGGGUUCAUCGACGACGGUUGGCUAUCCAAUCAACCUUAGUUGUGGCUCGCCCACAAAAAAAAAAACCCUAGUUGUGGAUGGAUAGCUAGUGGCGAAAUACACCCGGAUGUAUAUUCAAGGUUCAUGGUCUGAUGUAAUGGGGGAAGAAGGGCUUAGGAUUGACCAACAAGACAAAGAAAUUAGGAAUUUCGUAGGAAUUUUAGAGAAUUUCAAUCCUUAUUAACAAGUUUAUAUGUAUGGGCCUCUCUGAUUUACAAGAAGUAUUUUGGAGAAUUUACUCUUAACCAAUUAUUUCCCUAUAUAUACUGCUUGAUUGAUUCAGGGUAUCAAUAAUCAUUGGAAAUUAUGGA
Molecule: messenger RNA, 2760 nt
Organism: Aegilops tauschii subsp. strangulata
Lineage: Eukaryota; Viridiplantae; Streptophyta; Magnoliopsida; Poales; Poaceae
Product: probable pectinesterase 66
Biological process (GO): cell wall modification; pectin catabolic process
Molecular function (GO): pectinesterase activity
Source: RefSeq, a predicted model, not a curated record